GACACACAAAGACACACAAAGACACAAAGACACACAGACACACACAAAGACACACAGACACACACAGUGGGUUUCUUGGCUGCACUUAUAAUAGCCGAGCUAUAACUCAGGCGAACUCUUGGAGCGUGAACAUCGUGCCCUGUGUGUUGGGAGGGCACAGUCGAUGAAGUCAUCAAUUGUUCUCUCUCUUUCUCGUCUCGUGUCAUCUUCGGGAACACCAUCACGUGCUCUCACAGCUCUCGUCGUCGGUGGCAUGGACAUCAUCGUCACACAUCCAUCAUUAUCGCUUUACACACUGCACAUCGUAAUACAACGCCUAGCAGCAGCAUCAGCAUCAUCAGCAUCAGCAUCAUCCUCGUACCAGUUCGCAGUAAAUAUGCAAUACUUUUAUCGUUACGAAUUAAAUGUCAUCAUCAUGCAAAAACAUUGUCGUCAUCACACAAACCAUUUCAUGGUGAUCUUAAUCCCAUGACCUGUUUGACACGCUACAACACGUAUCAUCUGUAUCGUAAUCCCAUUAUGUGUUUAAUAUCAUCAUCACUCAAUCCAAGUUAUCAUCAUCAUCCCAGAUAGAAUUUAAUAUCAUCAUGAUUGUGUUUAACAGAACAAUAGGAUCUUCAUUCAUUGCCUUCAUCUGGCAUGGGAUUGUUGUUGAUGGGGCUGAUGUUGCUGUUACAGUUGUUGUAGUUGUUAACGAUGUUGUCGAUAUUGCUGCUGUUGUUGCUGUGGGUUAUGUUUUUUUUUAUCCAAAGUGUUCUCACUAAUACAUCUCGAGUGCUCUUCCCUCCUUCGUUGCAUGUCUUUAUAACCUUACCGCGUUAUACAACAGAGGCUACUGCUUGCUGCUAUUGCUGCAGCAGCUUCUGCCUGACUCAUCCCUAUCGUGUUUGUGCAUCAUCAUCAGCCGUACGCGGUUCGCUCACGCUCACGCUUUGGCAUCUCCCUUUGUAUAUACAUGAUCAUCAUCAUCAUCACCAGCCAUGACCUUUCCACUGCUGAAUGAAGCCCCCCCCCCCUCCCCCAACAUAACCCCACGAUGUAACAAUCCACCGACUCGCACCUGCACGCGAGCUCAUUUCAUCGCUCCGUCUCCUCGGGGAACGCGCUCCGGGACAAGUCUCAUUCCUAGGCGUGUGUCCUGCCCACAUCCCAGCGUGGUGGAUUUCCCUGGCAUCGGUCCUCUCGUCCAUGCUGUGUGUUGCUCCUUGUGUCUCUCAAUGUCAUCACUUCCAAGCAUCUAUUCCCCACCCCCCCAAACCCACCUACCCCCACCACCUUACGGGACUGUAUUUCUGCAAAUGUGAUUGCACUCCACUGUAAACGUAUGUAUGGUCUCAGUUCUGUAACAACCUCCCCACGUCGCUGGGGGUGCUGGUGGUGGUGGGGGCAGUUUAAACAAAAGGCACGUUGCUUAAAAUCUCACCACUCAGCAGUAGACACUGCCAAGACGUGGAAGAGUAGGAUUUUUAAAAAAGUCCCCGUACGUGUGGCUCACAGGGCUAUACCAAAAUAAAUAAAUACAUCUCCAGAGCUUCCUCUAGUGGAGGCUCUUCCGCCAGCAGUGGCUGGAACAAAAUAAUGACAGUCGGCUGCUUCUUGUUUUUUUUAUUGAUUUAUUUAAAUGCAUAAUGUGGUGGAGGAUCAUUGUGUACGCAGUCUUUCACGACCAUCAUGAGUCAUAAGUGGUUUCUUUAGGGGUUGGAUCAUCGUGUGGGUAUAAUGUCUAUUUUAAACGAUUGCCUUCCACCAUCCGACAGUCAAUCACAUACGGGGGCAUAUUGUACCAAUUGAUUUGGUUUAUCAGCAAACCGGAGGAAUGUUGAAGGGCAAGCAACAUUCGACAGUUUUAUAGCCGAUGUUUCCAAUGAUGCUAGGGGUGCAUUACCCCUAUCAUCAUCAGGUGGUUAGCAAAAGCUCAGCUUUUUAAUAUUUACACGUCAUUUUUUUCUAUUUCAUUGGACUUUUAAACACAUAUCGAGACUGCCAGCUGCAGUCUCUACGCGCACACACACUCAGUGACUGCGUGAUGUGAUGUGAGCAUGCGCGUGUGUGUGAGCAUUCGCUUUCCCGUGCCCCUUUAGCAAAGUGACUUCAUGUAUGUUAAUAAUGAAUGAGAUGAGUGACGUAGGAGUGAGUUGUUGUUGCGUGUGAUGAGCAUGGGGUAACGAUGAUGCUAUGUUUAUCUGCUUGUGCAGUGGUUGCGUGUGUUUAAAAUACUAACUUGUGCACCUACUUAUUCUAUGGGUCUUUCGGUAAAGCCACGUAGAUAGAAGAAAAAUAAUAAAAUAUCACGAUGUUUCGAUCGCAACACAAGCAAUCGUCUUUUGCUAUCUACGUGACUUUACCGAAAGACCCAUAGAAUAUUUAUUCCUGCAGUCACGACAGCUUUAAGUCAAGAUUGUGCACUUACCUAGAAAGCUUUACCAAUAAUACCAAAAAACAGUAAACCUAUUUGAGCGAAUGUUGUUUUAUUACAGUAAUAUAAAGUGUAUUUCGUGCAUACUCCUCUUUUUCCUUAUUUAAGUAGAUUUUUUUCCAGCCAGUUAUAUUCCCAUUUGCAUCAGCAUGGUAUCAUGAGGUUAAUACAUUGCUUGUCCGCAGUGAGCUGUGCACCACACCGUCAUAGAAUGGUCCCAAAUAAUUUUUAACAUUUUUGUUCAUCUGUUUCCAAUCCCCCCCCCCCACCCCCAAUUGCAACAAAAAGUAUAACGGUUAAAAUCCGACCUUGCAUAUCCGCCCAGACCAAUUAACCGAUCUCACCCACUGCUGCAUUUGUGCACGGUGUAACUGGCAUUUGUUAACAGAUAAUCAGAAAUCCCUCCCAUCUUUUGACCUCGAUCUCCACCCAGCAAGUGCGAUAUGCCGCGUUGUGCAGCCACACCGGCAUUUAGUCGUGGGAACAAGAAUCUUCCAUUCAGGACUCCAGCAACAAGCGGACAGUGUGAUGAUGAUGUCACCACAUACAUACUACUGAAGUAGCUAUAUUAGCCCUCGCCUAUUCAAGCAAGACAAGCUUGUUAAUGUCAUUUACGGAAUGUCCGUUGCGUGUCAGUCAAACCUACAGUUUUAAUUCUACGAGGGUUGGAAUAGUCGCAAGUGAAAAAAAUAGCAUUUAAUGCGGUGAGUUUUUUAUUGUUGUUGUUGUGUAGUAACUGGAUGAGACCAAUCAACUCUCGCUGCACUUGAGAACCCAGUUUAAUCAGUUGGCAGCAGAAACACAGAUUUAAAGCCAGGAUCUCAGUGAUGCCAGAGCAGUGAGUCAACACGGCCUUAACAAGUCCCCUGACCAACCCCGGCCGUCUUAGCUUUUUAUUCUUUCGUGGUACUCUGUUGGAUUCUUGUCGAUGACUUGGAUCGUGUUUAAACCGAGAGGAUUCGUGAUGGUCAUUCUCUGCUGCUGUCCGCAUUACCAGGAACUCCCUUCCCCCAUACCAUCUGUGCUCUCGAUACCCUUCCCCUGUUUAAGUUCCAGCCUGGAGGCAUUUUACAUCUAUCCUCUGCCUGGGCUGAAUACCCCUCUCUAUCUAUAAAUAAAAAUAAUAAUAUGCCCUAUGUUCCGUACAGCAUCUUGAGACCGUUAUGAUGCUAUAUAAAAUGCAAGUUUUAUUGUAUUGUUAAUCUACAAUACAAUAUUUAAAUGAAGACAAUUAUCAGAACAAUCACAGAACAAUUAAAAAGCCCACGAUAUACUGGUAUUGUAAUUGUACCAAAUUACAUUCUUGGGAGUUACAAAAAUUCGUCAUCAGGGAUCUAAUAUAUGUACACCUUCCUGCACAGCUUAAGAGAACCCUCUGUAGGUCCAGUUAGAGUAUUUCAUUGCUGGAGUCCGGUAGUGUCUCAUUCCAGACCUAUUCCUUGGUAAGAUGCGUCAGCUGCGUCUGUCCAGGACUGCGACCAAGAAAAUAUUUCUGCGCCUGGCACGCCACGUCCAACAUCCCGCAUCACUAUAUAUGGCUACUAAAGACGUGCUUACUCCAAUCGACCUGGAAAAUAUUCGGAAUGGUGCCGCGUGGCGCUGCAUCGGACGCGGGUCAUCGUGGCGCUCGGGGUGCCGUGAUGUCCCAUCUCGCAGAGUCACGUCUCUUCACAAACCCCGGCGAGUAGAAGUCAUCGGGGAAACCGACACAUCCGCACGUUCUUCUCUCGCCUCCCUUUCUCCCUGCUCGCCGCCUCUCGAUGGCAUCCAAAACGGAGUGGAGCAACGAGAGCCUGCCCCCGAAGAAGCGUGAGCUGCUGCAGGGCAGCCUGCCCCUCGAGGGCGCAGCCCCGCCGCUCCACGGCUCGCCGGGGCCGCCCUCCCGCGUCGCGGGGCACGGCGACGGAGGCCGCGAGGCGCAGGGCCCCGCCGCGUACGCGGACCGCGCCAGAAACAGCGACGCGGCCCACAGAGGCUUCGACUUCCCAGGCGACGCCAACUUCUGCCUCAAGCGCGACCGAGCAUCUGGCGACUCGGCGUGCGCCUAUGGGGGCGGCCGAGACGGCGGCGCGGUAGCGGCGCCGCCCCCGGAUGGACGGGGUCUGCCGGUCGUGGCGGCACGGGGGCUCGAGGCGCAACGCGAGCAGAACUUUGGCCGGGGCGGCCCGGGCGCCGCGGAGGGGACGGGCGACCCUCGCGGGAACGGUGGGAGGAACGCCCGAGCGUCGACGGCCGCGGACGAGGGGCGACCGUCGCCGGCGCAGCGGCCCCUGUGCCGCGGUACGGUGCUCGUGUCGGCGCCCGGCGCCACCGCCCGCACUCUCUCGGCCCCCUCCUCCGUGGCCGCCCUCGGGGUCGUGACCUCCGGGCCGACCCCGAGGUCGCCGCCCGCCGACGCCGCCGACCUCGCCGGUGCCGCUCGGGUUCACCGCCGGCAAGAGGCGCGCCCGGCGGGCGUGGCUGGAGCCGCGUACGCGGGCGCAGGGCCGGGACAAGACGGGCGCGGGGCGGUGCAGACGCAGCUGCCGGACACGUCCGACUGCAGAGCGGCGGCACCUGCGCCCCCACCGCCUCCUCCUCUGCCGCCGCCGCCGCACCUGACACGCGGGGCCGUGAUCGCGCUGGCGAGCGGGGAGCUGAAGCGCGUGGAGGAGCUGAGCACGGAGGACUUUGUGCGCAGCGCGCGUCUGUGUGCGAGCGUGCGCGUGCACGCGAGCCGCGUCGCCGCGGUGCAGCCGCUGCCCGGCGAGCCUGGGGAGCCCGCGGGAGGCCGCGUGCGGCUCCACUUCUGCCUGGGCGAGCGGCGCGGCCAGGUGACGCUCGAGGUGCAAGCGGAGCACCCGUUCUUCGUGUUCGGCCGCGGCUGGGCAUCAUGCGAGCCGACGCUCUCUCUGCGCCUCCUCGGCCUUGCCUGCCGACAGCUGUGCGUGGGUGACAUGUGCGUCUCGCUCACGACGCAGCCCAGCGGCGCCGACGAUGACACCGAGCACCACCACCACCACCAGCAGCAGCACGAUGAAGAGUUCCAACAGCAGCAGCAGAAACAUCAGCUGCAGCUACAGCAGCAGCAUAAGAAGCAGCAUGAGUGUCAACUCCAUCAACAGCAGCAGCAACAGCUUUACCACCAGCAGCAGCAUCAACUUCAGCAGCAGCAUCAACUUCAACAGCAGGAGCGCCAGCUGCAGCACCAGCACCAGCUUCAGCAACAGCAGGAACGACAGCUUCAGCAGCAGCAACAGCAGGGUCACGGUGGGGAUGAUGUCCCGGACGGGCACGGGGAAGGGGGCGGCCGCGGGGGUCUCCGGGGCGGCUGGGCCGUGGCACCGCCGCAGGGGAACGGGGCCCAGCCGGAGCGGCGGCCGGGAGACCACGGGGCGCGGCACUCGGUGACGUGGCAGCAGCAAGAGGCCGACGACGACGACGAGGACGAGGAGGAUGACGACGUGGAGGGCCUGGUGGAGGCGGCGGCCUCGUGCGCCGACGAGGUCACGGAGCUGAGCGAGAGCCGCAAGCGGCGGCGGUGGUCGGCGCCGGAGGGAGCGGGACUCACCGACAGGGGCCUGGGUCCGCGUGCCGCACCGCGCCACGCGCCGCACCGCCCGGGGCUCAUCCCCCACGCCCUCAAGGUGUCCAUUGAGGGGCGCUCCACUGCCGGGAUAUGA
Petromyzon marinus (sea lamprey) is the source of this 6078-nucleotide messenger RNA. Lineage: Eukaryota; Metazoa; Chordata; Hyperoartia; Petromyzontiformes; Petromyzontidae. The record is from RefSeq and is a predicted model, not a curated record.